AUGGCGGAGUUCGCCCGGUGCGGCCUGGAAGACUCUUUCAAGCCGUCCUACUGCUCCGUGCGAGGCGUUGACUGCGACGGCCGCGGCAUGAUCAACGCGCUAGACCUCAGCAGUCGCUCUCUUGCCGGCUGCAGCAUCCCCUACAGCAUCAGCAAGCUCACUGCCAUGACCAAACUGUACGACUCCCUCUCACCAUCACCCCUUGUCCCUCUCACCAUCACCCCUUGUCCCUCUCACCAUCACCCCUUGUCCCUCUCACCAUCACCCCUUGUCCCUCUCACCAUCACCCCUUGUCCCUCUCACCAUCACCCCUUGUCCCUCUCACCAUCACCCCUUGUCCCUCUCACCAUCACCCCUUUUCCUUCUCACCUCCUCCCUCUGCACAUCGCCACAAGUGCCUUCGGGGUUGCUUGUAUUUCGCUUCCAUCUAAGUUCCUUCUCCGUGUUACCUGUCCACGUGGCAGUAAAGAAUGA
Messenger RNA from Closterium sp. Yama58-4, 474 nucleotides. The record is from the annotation of a GenBank genome assembly. NCBI's taxonomy places the organism in Eukaryota, Viridiplantae, Streptophyta, Zygnematophyceae, Desmidiales, Closteriaceae.